Molecule: messenger RNA, 6449 nt
Organism: Brassicogethes aeneus
Lineage: Eukaryota; Metazoa; Arthropoda; Insecta; Coleoptera; Nitidulidae
Source: the annotation of a GenBank genome assembly
CGCGUUUGUGUCGCAAGGGUGUCCUGCAAUGACGUUUUUAUUAUUUUAGAAGUCGGUCUCAAGACCUAUAGAACACUGCAUGUCGCCUACAAGAAAAAAUGAUGACUUCAGUCACUCUACCUUCGAGUUCAAGCAUUCACGGAGGCUACUCAACGUCAGUGGCCCCAUCAGAAGAGUCGACCAGCGAAACCGACUUCGAUUUGCCGCGUCCUGCAACGUCGUCGAUGAAACGAUGCCUGAGCGCAGCCACCGCGUCAACUGGAGGCGAUUCGUGCAAAAAACGGCGAAAGCAAUCGACACCCAUUCGUAUAUCGGCGACGGAGAUGGACGCGGCUGUGCCGUCGACAUCCGCUUCGGAAGAUAGGCCGGCUAGUCCGCCCGACGCGAGUGCCAUUGAGCCGGAUUAUCGCUGUCCAGUGUGCCAAUUAUACUUUGAUACCGCCGAACAAAUACAGCAUCAUAUUAUCGGUGAACAUUCGCAGAUCGAGUGCAAGAGAGAGCCGGAAGAUUAUUCGGGUAUGCAGAGGAGCGAUUCGAACUUGGAGCUUUCCAUACCAAGGCCUGACGUGCCAUGGAUGAACGAUAUGCAAAACAAGGAGUAUUUGCCAAUACCGCCCAUGUUCAUGUCCCUCCCACAAUUCGCACAAUCGGACAACUUGCCUAGACAAUCCAUACGAAUCUUUAAUCCAGACGCGUACUGUGAUUUAUGCAACAAAGAGUUCUGCAACAAGUAUUUCCUGAAGACACACAAAGCCAACAAACAUGGCAUUUACACUGACACACCCACCACUGAACAGCAACCGCAGCAACCAAUGGGCAACCCCGUCAAUAUUCCGUCUUAUACUGGCAACGUCAAGUUCCAAACUCCCGUGCCAACAACACUAGAUAAUAUGCCAACGAAACCUGAAACCAUAUUCCCCAACCCGUUCUCGAACAAGUACCCCAAAGUUAAACAGAAUCUAUUUAAUGAAGAAUCUCCGAGCAACUCUCAGAACGGUUUCUCCGAGGACAAACCACAGCCUCAACCGCAAUUGCCAUCGCAACCACCAACACAAGCAGCACAAGAAGACGUUCAAGCCGAAUCGUCCUCUAGUCCUCGAGACCCAACCGAAUCUACCUCAUUUAAAAACGAUCCGGACGCCGGAUUGUUCUACGAUUCAAUCAAAAUGUCUCCAAUAUCAAGUAGAGAGCUAGACUUGUCGAAUCGCCUUAGACGAAUUGGUGUAAUGAAUCCUAAAGCGUUCUGUGAAAUUUGCUGCAAGGAAUACUGCAACAAAUAUUUCCUGCGUACGCAUAAAAUGAAACGUCAUGGUAUCUACAUACCCGACGAUAGAGAAAAAGAUAUGGGCAAUUUUCCGUGGCCCCCGAACAUACAGACAAGCCCUUUGAACCUUAUUAUGACCGAACAAACCAUACAAGACCGCAAAACGACAUCACCAAACGACAUUAGUUGCGAUAUAUGCGGUAUUAAGUUUCAGAACGCUAACCUAGCGCAGCUGCACAAUGUUACACUCCACGCUAAAAUGUUCCCGAAAGAGGCAGAAUCAGAUAGCGCUGAGGAGAUGAAGAAAACGCUGGAACAACCGGAACCAGCGGAUAAGUCUCUCAACGCCGAGGCAAUAAGCGAGGACCUGCAAAAAUUGCAAACUAUGAUUUUGCAGCUGAACGAUCUUGAUGUCACCAAAGUGUCCACUAUUUGCAAUGCGUGCAACAAAGAGUUCGAAAAUCGUUAUUACUUGCACGCGCAUAUGAUGACUGAGCACGGAAUCCUUCUGGAGGACAUGUCGGAGGAAAAAGCGGCCGAAUCCGAAAACAGUUCCAACAACAAUACAAUGUGCGAUCUAUGCGGCAAAGACUUGCCAAACGUCGCCGAGAUGAAGAAACACAUCUUGGAAUUUCACUCGAAUCAAAAUAACACCGAGAAUUUGAAGGAUUUCAGUGGUUUCAGCACCCCAGAAAAAUCGAAUCGCGUUAUGAAUCCGAUGCCUGAACGGAGGAUUUCGAUGAACGUGACACCAACUAGUAGUUAUUGCGAGAUAUGCAACAAAGAGCUAUGCAACAAAUACUUCAUGAAAACGCAUAUGCAGCGGAUGCAUGGGAUCGAGAUCGAAAACGGCGCUCAGAUUGGCGGAGUGGUUUGCGAUAUCUGCAAUAAGGAGCUUUGCAGCAAGUAUUUCUUAAGAGUGCACAAACACAAUACUCACGGUAUCGUCGAGUACGGGACGAGUCUUCUGCAGCCCAGGAAGUCCGAGGGCGAGCCUCCAGUGCCACCAAUAAUGCUGCCAGAAAAUGAAAACUCGAUUAAGCCAGCUGACUUGGCCGAUUUAAGUCACAGAUACUUUACGCAUUUUACUGAAGUUUGUUCGAUAUGCAGCAGGCGUUUUAGAAGUACCAAGUGGUUGAAGGCGCAUUUAAUGAGCGAUCACGGGCAAGUGGGUGCUGAAAAAUGGGCCGAGAUAGAGCAACAACUGCAGCAUAAUCUAGGGCAAAAAAUCAAAGUCGAAAGAACCAGCCCUACAUUAAAAAUCCCUAAUGGUGGUCAGGAACAAGCCCCGAAUGUCGGCAUACAAAACGUUUUAUCAAGCUUGUUCGGCGUCGAUGAGUCGAACGCGAAGAAUUAUCAGUGCUCCUAUUGUCCAUUCACGACGCAGCUACUUCCAUUGUUGUUCGUCCAUGAACGUUCGCACUCGAACAGCAGUGACGGUGUAACCUUGAAAUGUCCAGUUUGUCCGCAAACAUUCGCGCAACCCGAAGUUUUGCAACAUCACAUGUUCACUCAGCAUCCAUUCCUACCUCUGCCGCCUUUCUUCAACGGGAACAACAACUCCUUCGGCGAGACCUCCAAAGAACCAUUCGAUGGAGAUGCCGAUGCCGAUGCCGAUGCCGAGGAAGACAAAGAAGAUAAAGAUAAGGAAGUGAUGAUAAAGAAGAUGGCGGCUCAGCUGAAGCAAGCGGAGAUCCCUCCUGAAAUCGGGCAAAGUUUGAAGGACGUGGCGAAGAAGUCUCAGCUGCCGGCCACGUACGCUUUGCCCAGCAGCCAGGCCGCGUCUGCGGCGUCAUCGGCUUUAAUAUCAGGUGAGAGUCGCGAAUCGAAGCAGAAAGACCCCGGCCCCGCAGCUGCGGACUCGGGUUACGUGAUGCAGGCCUUUCUCUUGGAGGAAGCUGCGGUCGCCGAGAGACGCGUAGUUCCCGCCGUCGUUUUUUUGCCGGUUUUGCAAAAACAACCCGCCCCCCUUUCGGUCACCUUCACACUUACCCCGGCCUAACCCCGCCCUCAGCUCCCCCCCUCCUCCCACCGUAGUUUUUGCAUAGAUGUGACAUAUUUUUUUAAGAAACAAUCGAAGGCGAUUCGACGACACCUGUGAUUUUUUAUUAAUUUUUAAUUUUUUAAUUAUUAUUGUAUAAUCUUAAAAAAAGUAUUUAUAAAAUAAGCGUAUUCCUAUAUUUGCAACAUUGCCUCAUAUUUUACUGAGAAACAUAUGAGCACAUAUUUUUAUGCAAAUACCGGAAAGACUGAGUGAAUUUUUUAUAUGGUCUGUUGAUUUUCACUUAUAAAUAUGAGAAAUAUCGAGACACUGAUGUUUUGUACGAUAGAAAGCUUUAGUGAUGUUUAAAGAAGUUCCUAUUUUAUCUCUCGAUAUAAUAAUAUUCCUUCACAAAGUAUGGAUGUAUUGAGUUGUUAGAUGUAGCUUGCUCAACAGUCAGUUCAAUUAAACAAUUAUCUACUUACUUUGCGAUUUAAAGAAACGAUUUGAAAACAAUUUUAACAAAAAUAUUCCGCGACACGCAACUCAGGGUUAGCUGAAACUAAGUACAAUCAAAGUCCGCAGUUCAACUGUACAAAACAAAAUAAAAAAAACCUCCAAAAAAUACAAAAUAGUCGGUACCACCUAAUCAUUUUCUAAGCCUGUGGAUCAAAAUAGUUGUACCAACUUGUUUCUGUAUUUACUGCGGGGUUCAGUAAAAAACAGGAGCGGACAUCUUCAUUAUACGUUAGUUACAUUACGUCCCUCCCAGUCCUUCCUCCCCAUUCUCCUCUCUUUAUCCCCAUAAGGCCUUUCUCCUUUUUAUCUCGUUUUUAUAUUGUAUCUAUCUAAGUUCCUCACUACUAGGAUAUUAACUAAGAAUUUUGUCAUUCCCAUAACACCUUCCGUCGAUCGAGCAAAUUUACAAGAUUCAACAUAAUAUUUUAUAACAAACGAGCUUAGAGUUAAAAUCUUGUAAAUCUGCAAAUACGUAACCAGAAACAUUUAAUUUCGACCAUAUGAAACGAGUUAAUGUUGAUGUAAGUUUCAUGACCUCGAAAGUACAUGUUGGGUUAACCAAGAACACACUGGAUGAAAACAUAUUGUAAAAAAUUGUUGUAUAGUACAAAUUUGACUACCCUUGCUAAUGAAUUACUAGUUAUAAUACUAAAGCUGUGUGCCUUUCAGUAAUUAUUGCAAAUUUCGUAAAUGUAACAGCCUGGGUGCUAAUGUUUAUCUCUUUACUUUAUUAGGUACAAAAUGAACAAAUUCUACUACAAGCAAUUCAAGAAAGAGUCAUAUUUUAAAUAUAUUAAAAUAUUAUCCUUUAUGACAGCUUUGUAUAAUUAACACGUGUCCAUAUUUAAACAAUUGAAUUUUUUUGCCGAUCAGUUGCGAAAAUAACAAUCCUCUGCAAUCAAAUUUAAUAGCUCUGGCAAUUUUUCAUUUUUAUACCUCCGAAUGCAAAUUUCAUUUGAUUUCUUUACAAUUUUUUGUAGUAUUGUUAUUCGGGUUCCCUUUUUCCCGAAUUUUGUAAACAUCUGCCGCGCGUGCCGACCACCCCUUAAUUUUUACCUCGAUACCCUUAAAAUAUUAUUUUUUCUAAAUAUAUGCAUCUGUCCAUUUUUAUUUGUAGUCGUCAAUUCAAAAUUAUUUUAACAGCCAACUUGUCAUUUUUAAUGACAUUCAGUUUUUUCAUCUACCCCAAACGCCAUUUUAAUAACAAAAGAACGGUCAAUUUCCAACUUUACAUUUUUAUACGUUUUUUUUUAUAUGGUUGCAUUUUGGGGUGCGAUGUUUAAGGUCAAUGUUUUUUAUUAUUAUAUUAAGGCCAUUAACAUUGUUACCCUUAAAAAUAUUCAAGAAACGCAGAAAACGCAAAAAAUUAAACGUCAUUUUUAAUUUUUGUGUUUUUAUUACCAUUCUUAUAAAAAAGCGUUUCAAGGACAACAAUGUCAAUAUUUAAGAAAUAUUGGUCGCCUAGCAACUUUCUCAAGGUCAUUUCCGAUACCGCAGCAAUGCAGAUCACCAUGACAACCAAAAAUGAAACCAUGCAAAUUUUGUAAAAAAAAGUGAUUUUUGAAAAGUUGUUUUCGGUUGCCAAUGCGAUUUCAUCCCCAAGUACAACCGUGCAUAAAUUGUCUAGCAACGCGUGGAUAAAUCCCCAAAAAUUAAUUUUCCAGCUUUUACCGAAAAAUUAAGUUUCGCCAUUAGGUAAAUCGUUGCAUUGAAUUUUUCGUGCACUUUUAUGAUUCUUUUGUCACUCGGGAUUUGCAUAUAUUAUAAGUUAUGGAAAUCAUAUAUCGACCAGGGGGUAGAACGAUAUAAUGAACCAUGGGAAAUUAUAUCAAAUUACACAAAAGCCUACCCUACAAAAAUUUCAGAAAAAUGUAAUAAAAGCAAAAUUAUAUGCGUUUUCUGAAUGAACGAAUUUGCAUAGUAGAGGAAAAAAUUUAAAUAUGGACACGUGCCUACGUAUGUAUAAAAGGGACAUUUGUGGUAUAAAAAAUAUGGAGAAUGGGAUUUAAUCAUCAGUAUGGGUCAUCCCAUACUACAACACUUUUUUGUUUUUAUAAGAUAUAUAAAAGUAAAAAACGUUGAGAAAAUGAAAGCAAAAAAUGUACUUAUGGAAUGACCCUUACAGGAAUCCAUCAAAUUCUAGAGGAAGGAUUAUUUUAGUGAAACUAUGGUGUGAUUUGUGAGUUCAUAGGCCUCACGUAAAAUUUAGGAUAAAUGAGCAAAAAUCAAAAAAUCGCGAAUCAUGUCCUGUGGAGUUUAAAAAGUAUGUUAAGUAUUUAAGUUGUUUAGUAGUAAAUGUUCCAAAACUCCCAGGGUGUGAAACGUGUAAAUUCUUCGUUAUAAUAUGUAUUUAAAAGAAAUAUUACGGGUUUUAUCUAUAUUACGUUAAGGUAAAUAAAACAUAGUCUUACAAGUUAUUUAUUAAAGAAAGAACAUUUUUUAAUUGUUGCUAAGGUGGGUGAUCUUAUAUUUGUAUGUUUAGCACAUCAUUUUCAUUUAUUUUUUAACCUAUAAUUCUAGUCCUACAUACCUAUAUACUUUAUGUCCUAGUCAAUAUUUAUAAUUUUAUUUAUUUUAUAAGCAUGCUAGUCAAUUUAUAUUAUUUUUCUCUUAAAUAAAUUAUUUGGAUUUAUUAUUUUUUUUAUUUUAUUUUAUAUUUUUCUUUCCCGAAAAUGUUCCAAAAAU